AUGAGCCAACGAGCCAUGAAACGGGCCAGCCACUCCCGCUGCCCCGCCAACUGUUCCGGCGACCGCACCGCUUACCGUCCGACACCAACACCCAUGACCGGAUUACCAAACCCUACCAAGCACACGCACCCUCCUAACACCCCUCCAAACGUGCCUCCUCACAGCCCUGCACCUUCAACGUCCCUAGUUUUGAAUGUUUCCUCCACAGUGUCUGCUCUAAGGGUCGUGCUGCUGGGUAAAACUGGUUCUGGAAAGAGUGCCUCAGCAAACACCAUCCUGGGGAUGAAAGCUUUUAAAGAGGAUUUCUCACCUGAAUCUGUGACUGAAAAAUGCAAUAAUCAACAUAAUGUAGUGGAUGGUAGAGAAAUUACAGUGAUUGAUACACCAGGAUUGUUUGAUACAGAUAAGCCUAUGGAAGAACUAAGGGGUGAGCUGGAGAAGUGUGUUGAGAUGUGUCUCCCUGGGCCUCAUGCCUUCUUGCUGGUGAUCAGAUUAGAUGUGAGGUUCACAGAGGAGGAGAACAAUGCUGUGAAGUGGAUCCAGGAGAACUUUGGUAAGGGGGCGCUGAAGUACACUAUAGUGCUCCUCACUCAUGGGGAUGAGCUGAAGGGGAAACCAGUGGAGGAUUUCCUGUGCAAAAGUCCUGCGCUAUCAUCUCUUACUAAACAUGUUAGGGGUAGAUAUCACGUCUUCAACAAUAAGAGUAAAGACAGGACUCAGGUCAGAGAGCUAAAGGAGAAAAUUGAGGCCAUGGUGAAGGAGAAUGGGGGAGCAAACUACAUCAUUGAGAUAGCAAAAAUUUCCCUUAAAUAA
Messenger RNA from Clupea harengus (Atlantic herring), 813 nucleotides. RefSeq names its product GTPase IMAP family member 9-like. Bases 1 to 813 code for a protein of 270 amino acids. The record is from RefSeq and is a predicted model, not a curated record. Lineage: Eukaryota; Metazoa; Chordata; Actinopteri; Clupeiformes; Clupeidae. The transcript has 3 exons.